ACGGCAGUAAACAUGGCUUCCAACUUCAGCGGUGUGCUGCAGUUGACAGAUCUGGAUGAUUUUAUCACCCCCUCUCAGGGAUGUGUAAAACCUGUCAAAAUAGAGAAGAAACAAGGAGCAUCUGUGGCUAAAAUUCAAAUAGAAGAUGAUGGCAGCUACGUCCAAGUCAACCAGGAUGGUGGGAAGAGGAAGCUGGAGAAAGCAAAGAUCACACUGAACGACUGUUUGGCCUGCAGUGGCUGUAUCACGUCAGCUGAGAGCGUCCUCAUCACACAGCAGAGCCACGAGGAGUUCUUUAAAGUGCUGCGCAACAACAAGGACAAUGCCACUGAGCAGAAGGUUGUGGUGGUGUCAGUGUCGCCGCAGUCCAGAGCCUCCCUCGCAGCACACUUUAACCUCAGCAGUAGUGAGGCAGGCAGGAGACUUACUACUUUCUUCAAAGGCCUUGGUGUUCAUCAUGUGUUUGACACUAGCUUUAGUCGGACCUUCAGCCUGCUGGAGAGUCAGAGAGAGUUUGUGGAGCGGCUCCAGAGGAAGGAGCAGGACAGCAAGGCCCUGCCCAUGCUGACAUCUGCCUGUCCAGGGUGGAUCUGCUAUGCGGAGAAGACCCACGGGGAGUUUAUUCUUCCAUACAUUAGUACCACUCGCUCCCCCCAGCAGAUGAUGGGUUCACUGGUUAAAGGCUAUUUUGCUGAUCAACAGGGCCUGAGUCCACAUCAGAUCUACCAUGUGGCAGUAAUGCCAUGCUUUGACAAGAAGCUUGAAGCCUCGAGGUCAGACUUCUACCUGGACAAGGCUGAGACCAGAGAAGUGGACUGUGUCAUCACUUCUGGAGAGGUUCAGAAAAUGCUAGAGGAGGAACAUUUGUCCCUUAAUGAUUUGGAGCCUGCAGCCCUCGAUAAAAUGUUCAGCAGUGUUUGUGGGAAUGAGUUCCUGAGCCAUGCUGGGAGCGGAUCAGGGGGUUACCUCCAUCAUGUCUUCACCUAUGCUGCCAAGCGGCUGUUUGGAGAGGAAGUGAAGGAACUCAAAUACAAGACCCUCAGGAAUAAAGACUUCCAGGAGGUGACUCUUGAGAAAGAUGGAGUAGUCCUGUUGUCCUUUGCUUCCACAUACGGCUUCCGCAACAUCCAGAACCUGGUGCAGAAACUGAAGAGGGGAAAGAUGCCUUACCACUUUGUGGAGGUCAUGGCCUGUCCAUCAGGUUGUCUUAACGGUGGUGGACAGGUGAAGGCCUUACCAGGUCAGAACCCAAAAGAGCUUCUCAAGAAGGUUGAGGAGCUCUACAUGGCAGAGCACUCCCAGUUGCCAGAAGAUGACACUGAUGUGGCAGAGCUGUAUGAGACCUGGCUCCACAGUUUGGGGGAGGAGAAAGCCAAAGAGCUGCUGCACACACAUUACCACACCGUGGAGAAGAUGAUCAAUGGACUCACGAUGAAGUGGUGAUGAAUGACUCAAGAACCGUCCAGAUAUGACAGUGUUAGUCUGUCCUGUGAGAGAAGGGAAGGGUUAUGUGGGCAAACCCGAAUUUAAGCAGGUUUGAUGUAUGCCAGCAAACUUAAACCACUUCUUCCUUUGUCCAAAAGCUGUGCGCCUGGCAAGGUGGAAGACCAGGGCAGAGAUAAUGACAUAAUGCCUAAGCAAAGCCAAAUCAUGUGUAUGGUCUGACAAUUCUGCCUUACACUACUGAUUGUCCUAUAAAAUGUAUCAAUAGUAAAUCAUUUGUGUGCUACUGUUACACUUUGAAAAUGUAAACCGAAUUAACACAGAAAAAUAUAAUCAUUCCUCAUUUAUUUAACCUAGUGAGU
Molecule: messenger RNA, 1805 nt
Organism: Seriola dumerili (greater amberjack)
Lineage: Eukaryota; Metazoa; Chordata; Actinopteri; Carangiformes; Carangidae
Gene: ciao3
Product: nuclear prelamin A recognition factor like
Exons: 11
Coding region: 13-1443 (476 amino acids)
Biological process (GO): iron-sulfur cluster assembly
Cellular component (GO): cytosolic [4Fe-4S] assembly targeting complex
Molecular function (GO): 4 iron, 4 sulfur cluster binding
Source: RefSeq, a predicted model, not a curated record